This is a messenger RNA of Ipomoea nil (Japanese morning glory), 1725 nucleotides long. RefSeq names its product protein NUCLEAR FUSION DEFECTIVE 4-like. Gene Ontology annotation, cellular component: membrane. The record is from RefSeq and is a predicted model, not a curated record. The transcript has a single exon. NCBI's taxonomy places the organism in Eukaryota, Viridiplantae, Streptophyta, Magnoliopsida, Solanales, Convolvulaceae. Bases 26 to 1669 code for a protein of 547 amino acids.
AUUAAUUAAUUAAGAAGAGCAAAAUAUGGAGAAUUUUGUGUUUCAACUUUUCCGGGGACGAUGGUUCAUGAUGUUCGCUUCGUUCUUGAUCAUGGCCGGCGCCGGAGCCACGUACCUCUUCGGCGUUUACUCCAAGGAGAUCAAAGCCACCUUGGGCUACGACCAGUCCACCCUCAACCUCCUCGGUUCCUUCAAGGACGUGGGAGCCAACGUCGGAGUGUUGUCGGGCCUCAUCGCCGAGGUAACGCCUACUUGGUUCGUACUUUUGGUCGGUUCCGCCAUGAACUUCGCCGGCUACUUCCUCAUAUGGCUUUCCGUCACUAAAAGAAUCGCCAAACCCAAGGUGUGGCAGAUGUGUCUGUACAUUUGUGUCGGAGCUAAUUCCCAGAAUUUCGCCAACACGGGCGCGCUUGUCACGUGCGUCAAGAAUUUCCCGGCGAGUAGAGGGAUGAUGUUGGGGUUGAUGAAGGGGUUUGUCGGGUUGAGUGGCGCGGUUUUCACCCAGCUUUAUUUGGCAAUCUAUGGGAAUGAUUCCCAGAAUUUGAUUCUUUUAAUCGGUUGGCUUCCGGCCAUUUUGUCAAUCGUUUUUAUUCCCAGUAUUCGGCCGAUGAAGAUUUCUAGCCAUCCUAACGAAACUAAGGUUUUCUUUGAGUAUCUUGGGAUAUCCAUCACUCUCGCACUUUGUUUAAUGGGGUUAACGAUUGCCCAGAAAUACGUAAGAUUCUCCCAUUUCGCUUAUAUUGCUUGCGCCACCAUUGUUUGUGCCCUGCUUUUUCUUCCGUUUUUGAUAGCCGUUAUGGAGGAAUUGGCCACCCGGAAGGAGAAAAAGAAGCAGUUAUUGUCAUCGGAAAAUGUUGAAGAUCCACCGCCGCCGGCGGAGAAUAUAGAGAAAGCGGAGGAGGAGAAGGCCGGAGAUUAUUCCUGUUUUGGUAAUAUUUUCAAGAAGCCGAAGAGGGGAGAAGAUUACAGUAUAUUGCAGGCGCUGUUGAGCGUGGACAUGUUGCUUCUAUUCAUAUGCAACUUUUGCGGCCAAGGUUGUAGUUUGGCGGCCAUCGACAACCUGGGACAAAUCGGGGAGUCCCUGGGCUACCCGCCGCGUACAAUCGGAACAUUCGUGUCCCUGGUCAGCAUCUGGAACUACUUCGGCCGCGUUUUCUCCGGGUUCGUGUCGGAAACCAUCGUCAAAAGAUGGAAAAUACCUCGUACACUGAUGAUGACGUUCUCCCUCCUCCUCCCCUGCGCCGGCGACCUCCUGGUGGCCUUCCCGUUCCCGGGGUCCGUCUACGGCGCCUCCUUGAUACUGGGAUUCUCCUACGGCGUCCAGCUCACGCUCCUUUUUAUUAUAAUCUCGGAGCUCUUUGGGCUGAAAUAUUACUCCACGCUCUUCAACUGCGGCCAGCUCGCCAGCCCCCUGGGAUCGUAUAUACUGAACGUGAAGAUCGUGGGGCGGCUCUACGACGGAGAAGCGGUGAAGCAGGUGGCGGCGAGGGGGGUGGGAGAGUUGACUUGCCUUGGGACGCAAUGCUAUAAGGUUUCUUUCAUUGUUCUUGCUGGUGUGAAUCUGUUUGGGGCUUUGGUUUCGUUGGUUUUGGUGGCCAGGACUGCGGCCUACUACAAGACUGAUAUUUACAAGAGGUUUAGAGAUGAAAUGGGAGCAAAUAACAAUUGAAAUGUGCUCAUCUCAACUAUAAGCCUAAGCUGAUAGUUGGAUUGCAAUAUGCUCGU